Messenger RNA from Vicia villosa (hairy vetch), 771 nucleotides. RefSeq lists its product as uncharacterized. Bases 1 to 771 code for a protein of 256 amino acids. Lineage: Eukaryota; Viridiplantae; Streptophyta; Magnoliopsida; Fabales; Fabaceae. The record is from RefSeq and is a predicted model, not a curated record. The transcript has a single exon.
AUGGGUGUGAGGGAAGGCAUGAUAUGGAAGUGGAACUUACAAGUGCAACAAGGAUUGGAGAAUGACUUGGUGUUAAAGGAAAAUGAGGACUUGGAACUGAUUCUAGAAGAAAUUGAGCCAAUUCAGAAUAUGCAAGAUAGAUUCAUAUGGUCUCUAAAUGGUAUGGAGGGUUUCAAAGUUUAUGCAUAUUAUUCAAGGCUUCUUGAUGCUUCUGUGGUGGAGGAUAUAAAAGACGAUAUUAGGUUGGUGUCUAAAGCAAUUUGGACUUUGAAAAUGCCAUCAAAGAUCAAGAUUUUUGCGUGGAGGCUUGUUCAGAACAGACUACCAACGAGACUGCUAUUGAGGAUAAGAGGUAUUAUUGUUGUUGAUUAUGAUUCUUUAUGUGUUUUUGGCUUCCAAGUCAGGGAAGAUAAUCAUCAUCUGUUUUCUGGGUGUCCUAAAACGCGUAAGCUGUGGGAAAUGAUACAGUCUUGGUUAGGAAUUAAUGUACAGUUUAAUUCAAAUUUUGUAUCAUUCUACUGUAAUUUUGUUGAGGCUAUGAAGGUUAUAUGCAAGGAAAAAGAUGCAGGUGGAAUUUGGGGAGCUGCUUGUUGGGCUAUAUGGAAACAAAGAAACAAUAUUAUUUUUAAUAAUGCUGUUGAGGAUUUUGAUGAGAUUUUUCAUGAUACAAAAAUAUUAAGCUGGCAGUGGCAGGUGUUAGGAACCAAAGAGGAUAGAAUGUGUGCAUUCUAUGAUUGGUAUCAUCAUCCUAAUGAGGUUUUAGCUCUGUAA